This is a messenger RNA of Dictyostelium purpureum, 1416 nucleotides long. RefSeq lists its product as uncharacterized. The transcript has a single exon. Lineage: Eukaryota; Evosea; Eumycetozoa; Dictyosteliales; Dictyosteliaceae. The record is from RefSeq and is a predicted model, not a curated record. The coding region runs from base 1 to 1416 and encodes 471 amino acids.
AUGUCCACAAAUAAUAAUCAAAUUAAUGGUGAUGGCAACAUGGAUACUAUUGAUAGCAUUAUCUCAACACAAAAUAAUCAACAUUCUACCCAAAAUCCAUUUUCUCCACCAAAUACUCAUCAAAACACCCACACAGAACACCCAAAAACUACUCCAAAAUUUAAUAAAUCUCAUAACCCAAUCAACUCUUUUAACAUUUCAAAAAACCAAAAUUACAAAAACAAAAAUUAUCAUUCAAACUCAUCAUUUAUUUCAGACCCAAAUUUUAAAAAAAAAAUUUUAAAUAAUAUUAUUAAGAAUAAUGAACCAAUACUAUUUUUUGAACUACCAACUACACAUCAUAACAACAUAACCAACAUAAUCCAAAACUAUACUGGUGCGCCUGAGGUAAACCAAACAAAGGAUAAAAUUAUCGCAACAUUCACAAAUGAUUUGUCAAGAGACAGUUUCCUGAAAAAUCUUUCAAAUCAAAACAUUAUCAAAAUCAAAACUGGUAAAGAAAUACUAGAACUUAAAUUCACAGUUCCAGAACCAUUUGGAUUACAACCAAAUAAUAUAUCACUUUAUACUGAUUUUGAUGCAAUUUUAUCACAACUUCUACUAAAAAGAAUAAAUCCAACAACACUCAAAUACAUCACCCAUAUAAACAACAUUCAAACCGAUAAAUUUGACCAAUCGAUCAUUUUCAAACAUCUAUCACUAAAAUUUAAUUCAUGUUUAGAAAGAUCACUAUUCCUUUUUCACAACAACUGUCAAAUAAACACUGGAUCAUCAGAUCUCCCACAUUACAAAGACUUAACAAUACCAAAAAAAGAAUUCCAAUUGUCAUAUGAAGUUUCAACACCUCAAAACAAUAAUAUGGAAAUAAUACUACCUUUGUUUAAUAAAAUCAUAUCUGUUAUCCCCAACUCUAAUUGUGAUACAUUUUUCACAAAAAACAACAACCAUCACUUCACAUUAAGAUCUACCUACUUAAAUCAUGGUCCUCUAUCAAAUUUAAACCAAAACACCAUAAACUUAGAUGAAUGUACUAUCAAUAUUGAAUCAUUCAUCUACACUGCAGACCAACAUGUUCUACUUAACAAGUUCUCAAUCUGCAACAAUCCUCUUGACCCAAGUAAGCGAUUAAAACUCGAUUUAUGGUUAUCCCAUAUUGGUUCAAUUAAAUUAAACAAUGAAAUUAUAUCUGCAAUUUCAUUUGUUCCUACCACCAAUACCACUCUACCAAACACAUUACCCACCACAUUACCUACCACCUUUAUUAAUAAAUCAUUCGAAAACGAAUGCUCGCAUUUAUUAAAAAACCUAAUUAUCCAAUACCAAUCACAACCUCAGAUUGGAUUUAAACCUAACAUUAUAUGCAAUUACACUGAUAUUGAAGACUUUUUACAUAUAGUAAAAUGUUUAAGUUAUUAA